CCAGCGGGCGUGGGUAGGGGGAGGAGCCCGACAAUGAGCAGGGCAGGGCGGGGCCGGGCGCGGGCAGGAGCCGGGUAGGGGCAGGGCUGGAGCUACAGCUAAAGAUGCUGUAGGACCGACCGCGCUCGGCAGCCGGGAGCUCUGCAUUGAAGACACCAGGGUAAAGUGAAUGCUGAGGACAGAAGAAUCGGAUGACACAGGCCAGUGAAUUUCUUUGUUUGGAGCACACAUUAUGAACCCUUUCUGGAGCAUGUCUACAAGCUCUGUACGCAAACGUUCUGAUGGUGAAGAGAAGACAUUAACAGGGGACAUGAAAACCAGUCCUCCACGAACUGCACCAAAAAAACAGCUGCCUUCUAUUCCCAAAAAUGCUUUACCCAUAACUAAGCCUACAUCUCCCACCCCAGCGGCACAGUCAACAAAUGGCACGCAUGCUUCUUAUGGACCCUUCUACCUGGAAUACUCUCUGCUUGCAGAAUUUACCUUGGUUGUGAAGCAGAAGUUACCCGGAGUCUAUGUGCAGCCAUCUUACCGCUCUGCAUUAAUGUGGUUUGGAGUGAUAUUCAUACGGCAUGGGCUUUAUCAAGAUGGUGUGUUCAAGUUUACAGUUUACAUCCCUGAUAACUAUCCAGAUGGUGACUGUCCACGCUUGGUGUUUGAUAUUCCCGUCUUUCACCCGCUAGUUGAUCCCACCUCAGGUGAACUAGAUGUGAAGAGAGCAUUUGCAAAAUGGAGGCGGAACCAUAAUCAUAUUUGCCAAGUAUUAAUGUAUGCAAGGAGAGUUUUCUACAAGAUUGAUACAGCAAGCCCCUUAAAUUCAGAGGCUGCAGUACUGUAUGAAAAAGAUGUUCAUCUUUUUAAAAGCAAAGUGGUCGACAGUGUUAAGAUGUGCACUUCUCGUUUGUUCGAACAACCUAAAAUAGAAGACCCUUAUGCAAUUAGCUUUUCUCCAUGGAAUCCUUCUGUACACGAUGAAGCCAGAGAGAAGAUGCUGACUCAGAAAAAGCCUGAAGAACAGCACAAUAAAAGUGUUCAUGUUGCUGGCCUGUCAUGGGUAAAGCCUGGCUCAGUACAACCUUUCAGUAAAGAAGAAAAAACAGUAACAACUUAAGAGAUGAUGAAUCUGGUGCACCAUGCACUUUCCUGCUGGACUCUGGCCUAGUCAAAGCUGACUGAUGGCAAAGGACUGCCUGAAGAGUAAACGGUGUGAACAAUGACUGGUUAUCAGUGUUUCCCAUGUGUGCAUAGGUUCUAACAGCAGGUUUCAGAAACUUUCUUUAAGUGUAAUGAGUUACUUCUGUCAGAAGUGUCUUAGGGUGGUUGUCUAGAUCAGUACUCCAAAUUAUUGGGGACCCUGAGGGUUAAGUAUUUUUCUGAAUAUAAUGCUAAAGGUAAGUUGCAUUCACUUACACUAAUAGAGCAGACCGAAAUCAGCACUAUUUAACAGUUUUUAAAUCAGUGGUUUCAGUUGUACUUAAUGAAGAGGACAGGUAUAGAGAGAGCAGAUUCCAGAGCUUAGCACUUUCAAGUGGAAGAUUGUUUGAAUUUCAGUCUCCAGCCUACUGUCUCACUGAUUUACAAACUGCUGUCUGAGCAACAGAAGAGUGAGAGGAAACCAGAAUGCUUGUUCAUAGUUGGUUUUUCUUUUUAAAGCAAACUACUUAACUGUAUUUUUAUGGCAGGAGGGAGGAAAAAGUGUUAAAAUGGUUUCUAAUGAAGUCAGAUAUUUAAAUGAUGAAUGACUAAUGUGCUUAGUAGAGACAAAAUAAACCAAUAAAUGAU
Messenger RNA from Heterocephalus glaber (naked mole-rat), 1782 nucleotides. It is a transcript of the gene Aktip, whose product is annotated as AKT interacting protein. The record is from RefSeq and is a predicted model, not a curated record. Lineage: Eukaryota; Metazoa; Chordata; Mammalia; Rodentia; Bathyergidae.